Messenger RNA from Drosophila takahashii, 1752 nucleotides. RefSeq lists its product as uncharacterized. The record is from RefSeq and is a predicted model, not a curated record. Lineage: Eukaryota; Metazoa; Arthropoda; Insecta; Diptera; Drosophilidae.
AAGGCAACCGCGAACGCGAGUGGUUUAGGAUCACAAGAUUGCUUCCUUUUUUUUAAACAUAUUUUUUGAUUGUUCACCAAGGAUAAAGGGUAUUCGACCCAGUGAAGUGUGCAAAUGCAAACAGAAAUGUGGAUAAAUUGUGUGAUCACCCUAAUCCUGGCCGGCUGCACGCUGUCCGAUGCCUUCUGGUGGCCAAAGACAACAACGGAAACUCGGGAGCCAAGUGGCGGUCAGAUGAUGCAGCAGAUUCCGCUCACCUACUUCCGCACGUACACCUACCAGCCGCUGGCUCCGGGAUUCUUUGGGUUCGGAGCACCGCCGCAGUCGCCACUGCUGCCGGGCGUCUCCCAUCAGUACGAUCCCUAUGCCCAGGUGACCAGCUACGCGGCUGCCCGGCGGCAUGACUCGGUGGCCAGGCAGGAAGUGACUGCCCCGAGUAGCACCACUAGCACUACUACAACGCCUGCUCCAACGACCACAACGACGACUACGACAACUCCGGCUCCAACGACUAGUACUACCACGACCAGUACCACCACACCGCCACCUCUUCCUCCGGCUCCUCAAGUGUCUCAAUCCACCAGCACUAGUUUCUCUGAGGGAUCCACUUCCAGUCUGCUGCGCUUCGGCGAAUAUCCCACGUACAAUCGGCGGGUCAGCAACCUCUACAACUCCAGGCCGCAGUAUCCGUAUCCGGACUACUUCAACUACCAGCCGCCGCAGCAGCAGGAGCAAGGGGUCGCCUCCACUGGCAGUCGCAUCCAAUUCGUGCCCUGCAUGUGCCCCGUGAGCAUGCCCAGCCUGGUCUCAUCCUCGACAGCGGCCACAGCGCCUCCUCAUCUGGCCAGCUCAUCCCCUUCUUCCACUGCCUUUGUGGCCCAGCAGCCGGCGGCUCGUCACAUCGAGCGACAGGAAUUGGAGGCGGAAGCUGAUGGCGAGACAGCUGAGGGAGAGGCAGAGGAGGAGGAUGAUGACGAGGAGGAUGUGGAGGAGGAGCAGGGUACCAGCACCAGUAGUAUUAAGCCAAUCCUCGACUGAUUUUUCACUAAAUUCGGGGGGGUUAGCCCUUUAAAAUCGAGUAAAUGCCUACGUUUUUUUUUCUCUUAUUUAUGGAUUGUGAAAAUAAAUAGCAAGAGCCUGGAAAUAUUAAAAAGAAAAUGAUUAAUGGAAUUAAAAAUACACUUGGUUUUUUUUUUACAUUGAUUUCAUGUUCUUUUAUUGAUUCAUAUUCGUAUGCUCCAUCAAUUACAUUUACACAUUUAAAUUGUAUUUAUCAAUAUUCUAAUACUUUGCGCUUGCUGCACGGUUUUCAACUAGCCCCGAGCCAAGAUCCUUGAGCUCCGCCUUUCUUCCAUUCCUCCAUCUCCAAAGUCGCUCCUCCGCCACAUGAAACAUCCUCAAUUAGUGGAGGACACGAACGAUCCUUCUUCUACAAUCAUCAAUUCAACAAUUACAAUUACAUUUACUUAACUAGACGAACUUGUGCUUCGAGUCUUUGAAGUUGAAAUUAGCUUGAUUUUAGCGAUUUGAAAAAGGGGGAAACUGUUUUUCCACCCUGAUUUUCAUUUCAGCGGGGCGCCAAAGUGGUCUAAACGUAGUUAAUGCAUAGGUAGUACGAGUACAAAAAAGGGAGUUAAGUAUACAACUAAUCGGGGGAAAAUAUAUAAUCAGUCGUUUAAGUUUUUAGAUAUACAUGUAUACAUCGAUAUAUAAAUAUAGUCAUAAAUAUAUAUAAACUGCAUUCAAAUACAA